This is a messenger RNA of Acromyrmex echinatior (Panamanian leafcutter ant), 3883 nucleotides long. RefSeq lists its product as uncharacterized. Lineage: Eukaryota; Metazoa; Arthropoda; Insecta; Hymenoptera; Formicidae. The record is from RefSeq and is a predicted model, not a curated record.
UUAUACAUACUCUACGAACCAAAACAAAGUUAUUGCAUUGUCGUAAUCAUUGUAGUUUCUUUUUCCUACUUUUGGUUUUUCUUCGAAAAGUGAAAUUUUUACUUGCAAAUUUAUGCCCUCAAUAAAGAAUAUGACUAAGGACUAAUUUCGUCCAAUGGCCAAUCAUCAUGAGUAUCAAAUUUGGAGAUCUGGAAACAGAUGAACGAUUCAAGAAAUUGCAACGAACCUUGAAACUAGCUGUACUGCAAAAUGAACAUAGCAAGAGUGUACACAAUAGAAAACCAUCGACUGUAAUAACUUGGCCGAGUAUUUCCAGUAUUAAUGCAGAUACUUUAGAUUCCAGUAUUACAACACCGUUGCAACAAACUUCUUUGUUCAACAGCGAAGUCUUAACUUCAAGUAAUAAUUUGAGAAAUAUAUUUUUAAAAAAGAAGAGCCACAAUAUUAAGCAAGAAGCAAUGACUACAUCUAGUCUCAAACAGUAUGAUGUCGAGAAGGAUAAUCAUGUCGAUCGGCUUGCUAUGCCACCCCCAAUGGGAAACACAAUUUAUCGCACUGUUCGGGAAUCACAAAAUGGUGUUUGUGCAUUGUCAAAUUGUGAAAAAGUGUUGCCUUCAUUUGAUUCAUCUAUAUGCUCUUCAACAGUAAAUACAUGUUUGAAGAGUGCUCCCACCUGGAUAUCCACUAAUACAUGUGCUGAUAGAUCUACUGUACCAGAAUAUCAGAAAACUUAUGUCUCACUGAGUUCUGUCCAUAAUUCUCAGAAUAUUGAUCGAGUAUUUUCGAAAUGGAAAGUUACAUUAAACAAUUACUAUGAAUUAAUAAUUAAAGGAACUUUAGAUUGUGGUAAGGUUGUACGUAGUAAACCAGUUAUAAGAAGAUACUCUGCAAAAUGUGUUGAAUCCAAAUACAAGCAUGUAUAUAUUCUGACGGGGAAUAUUGUUGAUGAAAGAAAUGGAUUACCAGAUUAUAUUCGCGGAAAAUUUUAUAAUGGUUUUCCUGAUGAUUGGGAGAAUGUUCAUCAAAUAUGGAGGACAUAUGCCGAGCAAGGAUGUCCAGUAACGUUUCGUUGGCCCACUCCUAUUACCGACAGUGAUGACGAUUUAAAAAGCGAAUUGACAGAUAUGACUUAUGCACAUGUAAAAAAUAAGAACACUAUUUCUGCAACGAAAUAUUGUAACUUAAACAAGUCUAAUAAGAUUGAAAAUAUGUACGAUAUAUCUAAAGAGAAGGAAAUAUGUAAUUAUUCUACUCAUAGUAUUCCAAGUUGUGAAAAAAAUUCUUCGUUUAUAAAGCCUUUUAUUUACAAUUCUGAAAAAGAUAUAAUUCCUGUUGUACAAAUAAAGAAUACGAAGUCUUUAUGUGAUGAAGCUAGUAAGCAAAAUUUUAAUUCUGAUAUAAAUCCUCCAUGCAGGAAAGUGAAUAAAUUGAAGGAUAUUCUUCAGGAAGAUAAACUGAACAUCAUUAUUAAUAAUUUGGCAGACAAGAAUUGCCCUCCAAAGUACAUCAACAAAAUUAUUGAGAUGUUGGAUUGUUUGGAUUAUGCAGUGUCUUACAGAACGGAAUCGGAAUGCAAUAACGAUUCGAUGAUCUCCACGAAUCAUGAAACAUAUAAAUCAGAAACAAUAUCAUUGCAAAAAAGUUCAGUUUGUGAUGACAAUCCCGUGAACACUAAUAAGCUUCAAAACAAAUCGAUGGAAUUAAAAAGCUGCACAAUGAGACAUUCCAUUGAUCCGGAAUACGGAAACAUAAAAAAUAAUUCUAAUACUAUCCAGUUAUCGAAUUCAGUAAAUCUUAGACCUGAACUCGACAACAAUUCCGAUAAAUUGGAGAGUGAGAUUUAUGCGGGUAUACGCAAAAUAUCGAUUGAACCAGUUUUAAAAUCUAAAGAAUUACCUGGAAAAAUAUAUAAACGUAAAAUGAGAAAAAAAACGACUUAUCCGGACACUCAAAAACAUGUGACGAAUCUAAUGUACAAUACAAAAGAAACUAAGUCCAGUCAUAUGGCAAUGAAUGAAGAGAAAAAAUUAUUUUCAAAUGAAUCUUGCGUCAGUAUAACAGAAGAUGAAGUGGGAACAGCAUACAAUAUGAGGAAGUGUCGCCAAACAAUACCUAUUAGUCCAAGAUCACAAGAAAUGACUUAUUCCAAUCGCCGAGAAAUAGAGAAAAAUUUUGAAAUGUAUGAGAAAGACAAAUUUGUAACGCAUGUGCAAAAUAAAUAUCCAAUUAAUGCUUUUGACACACAAAGAGUUAAUUCAGAUGUUUUUACAAAGGAGCAAAAUAUUCCAUAUAGAGUUCAAAACAAUGUACAUUCACAGCUUGUUUCAGAUGUUGAUUAUACCAUCAAUUCUGAUGUCAACAUUGUAACCGUAAGUUCACGAACAGCAGAUAGAAAUGUAAUAGCAUCACCGAUUAAGAUGAACCAAAACAUAGCAAUCAGCGAAAAUAAUGAGUUUUCUGAAAAAUCCAAUGUCUCUUCAAAAUUACGUAAAGAAUUUAUCGAACAAACGAAAAACGAUAUUGUGAUGAAAAAAUCCAAACCUAUCAUAAUCAGUUCGGUACCGGUAAAUUUGAAGAUGAGAAUAAGUAAAGAAAACUUGAAUACAACUGCCGAGCAAUUGCCUCCCAAGAUAAUCAACAACGAUAAACAGAAUAUUCGGCCGUUGGAAAACAUUAACAAGAACUUCAUGUCAAUCGCUUCUGUAGUCAAUGAUUCUCAUACGAAGACAAUUGACAAUAAAAGAGAGGUUUAUCCAAUAACAAAUAAUAAUAAAUUGCAUGAUAUAAAUUCUACUAAUCCGACGACGAAUUCAAUAACUGAACAAUCUAAAAGCAGCAAAGAGCAGUGUGGAGUUAAAAAAAAUCCCAAAAUGUUGACUGCGUGGAUGCCAAAAGUAGUAUAUUAUGCGAAAUCAAAAUCUGGAUUAGGUUUAACUUUUCAAGGAAAAUUAGUCAAUGAAGCUGGCCAUGUUGUGCAUAGAAAUUAUACGACAGACAUUGUGUUGAAGCGAUUAUCAGCGAUACUAAUCGAAUCAGUGAAUCAUGAAUUCUUUGAACUUCUUGGAAAUUUAAACGACAAUAAGCAUAUUAUUCCUAAGGAACUUGUAAAACAAUGUCGUUAUGGGUGUCCUUCGAAGAUCGAGCAAUUUUGUCUGACUUGGAAAACGUUGCAGCAAGAUAAUAUUCAAGAAAUUAAUCAGAAAUCUCAUGAUGCGACAGUGGACUCACUGAAUGCACCUGUUAGUUCGAGGGGACGUCAUAUUUUACCUCCGUUAUGUUACUGGACAGGUGAACGUAUAACGUUGAAAGAUAACAAUCCAGUCUAUAGUCCAGGCAAUUCACAGAAAUCAUCAUUACAUUCACAGACUAAUAACUUAAGAGAAAUUCAAAGGAAUAUUGUGGACACUGAUGAAACAAAUAAACAAAAUGGGACUUCUAAGAAUACAUCACAGAAGCAAAAUGUAAAUAAACAAAUAAUGCCUGAAUCAAAUACUUCAGAUAUAAAUAAAAAUCAAUCUCAAGAUCCUAAAAAAUCACAUAAGGUCAAUGCUGCGAACAAUGCAAAGAGAUCUGAUAACUCGAGGAAAUCUGUCCGUCGCAAACGACGGAAGUUGAUGAGCUCUACCGAUUCCAGCGAAGAGAAGCAAAAAGCAUCUCGGCGAAAGUAUGUACGCAAACUUAAGACAAACAAAAAUGUAAAUUCAGAAUCACGAUAUACCAUGGCAUUAAGGAAGCGGCAAAAUGUCACAUGUAAUUAUUAUAAAAGUAUUUCGCAAUCAGAAGACGCCCUAUCGGAAGACGAAGAAUCGUUUGUAUAAUCUCGGACGGUAAUUCCGUAUAUUAUUUUGUAUAUUGAUAACAAACACGCGAAAAUUUAAUUUAG